GGAAAGAUGAAGCUGCUACUGAGCAGUCUGCUUCUCGCCUCGCUCUGUGAUCUCUCAUCUUGGAGUGUUUCUUCAACAGGCACACUUGUUGUGACCCAGACUCCUCAUGUCUCUGUCAUGGAGGGAGACCCAGUAAACAUUGACUGCUGCUGGACAGGAACGUUUGAAAGAUUGAAAGUUAAUUGGCUGAAAAAUCAAACAGAAAUUAAAAAUGAAACCAUCAUCUCAACAAAUACAUCUAAAGGAUCUCCGCAGAAGGAAAACCAAACCUGUUCAACCUUGACCUUUACAAAUAUCACAAGAAAUGAUUCAGACAUAUACUUCUGCAAGGUGUCUGUAGAGAUACCAUCUCUCAUUGAGGCUAAAGGAAAUGGUACUGUCAUCACAGUUCUGGACAGAGGCAACAAAACGGACAACAAAGAUGAAGACUCCUCAGCAGCGGGAAAAAAACCUUCACCUACCAUGAUCAUUGCGUUGGCUGUAGUGUGUCCAAUCCUGUUCCUCACUCUCGUCUCUUUCUGCAUUAUUCGAAGGAAACGAGCGAUAGCAGCCAGAGUGAUCUACGAGGUUCCACAUAUUGACUCUGAAGUGGCAGAUGUGGACAAACACAGCACCACCUCCUCCAGAGGCUCCACUCAGUGGGUAAGUCCCUUACCAAACAUGAGAAAAAAUAUUAAUGCGGCGGUAACCAACAGUCAUGCUCUUGGUUCCCCUUUUGUUUUCUUUUUUUUACUGUGGUGAAAGGGAAGUUAAAUAUUAUGAAAAUUGAUGGUAGUGUAUUUGAUAAUAGGCUAUCCAAAUAUACUUCAUGAGUGACCGAAACCUUUUUUUAUAUGAUAUACUAUUUAAAAACCACGUUUCAUUACUAGACUUCGUGGUGUUGUUGUGUUGU
Molecule: messenger RNA, 892 nt
Organism: Scomber scombrus (Atlantic mackerel)
Lineage: Eukaryota; Metazoa; Chordata; Actinopteri; Scombriformes; Scombridae
Exons: 4
Coding region: 7-741 (244 amino acids)
Biological process (GO): B cell differentiation; B cell receptor signaling pathway
Cellular component (GO): B cell receptor complex; external side of plasma membrane
Source: RefSeq, a predicted model, not a curated record